Messenger RNA from Necator americanus (New World hookworm), 546 nucleotides. RefSeq lists its product as uncharacterized. The coding region runs from base 1 to 546 and encodes 181 amino acids. The record is from RefSeq and is a predicted model, not a curated record. Gene Ontology annotation, biological process: proteolysis. NCBI's taxonomy places the organism in Eukaryota, Metazoa, Nematoda, Chromadorea, Rhabditida, Ancylostomatidae. Gene Ontology annotation, molecular function: aspartic-type endopeptidase activity. The transcript has a single exon.
AUGCCACGACCGCAGACGCUCUGGACACAAGCGAGGAUUCUGCAAAAAUUUCCCGGAGAAAAGAAGCGGAAAUCUGCCAACAGCGUCAUCAUCGCUUCGACUCAUGCUGGUGUCGUUGUAACCCACAUCUACCAUAGAGUACAGAUUGAUGGGAAGACAGUACGCUUGCGUCUUGAUACUGGAGCAGACGUAACAUUGCUUAGCACUGCAGACUGGACCGCCAUAGGUCGAACAAAGCUGCAAUCACCCCGUCUAACACUGAAGUCUGCCAACAACGAACCGAUCAACGUUCGGCGAUGCUGCGAAUGCAACUUCAUCAUUGAUGGUCAUCGAGGAUAUGGUACUUGCCAUGUAGCUGACAUGCCAUCGCUUAAGGGCUUAGACUGGAUCGCCCAAAACGAGCCACUAUUUCGUAACCUGACGGAAGGCUCCAUCUGCAACAUCUCUUCAAGGACGCUCAGCAUCUUGAAUUCUUCUCUCGCAGCGCACCUGAGGAAGAAGUUUCCAGCAGUCUUCGCUCCUACACUAGGAUGUUGUACCAAGUGA